CAGUGCCUGGCUUUAUUACACUGUUCAUGGCGUCUGGUGGAGGGCUAAAGACAGGUCGCCUUCCGACAAACAGAUAGGCCGUUGACUUUAACGGUUGUGUGUUGACUGCCUCAGUGUGACACCAUGGAGGUGGAGAUUGUUACGGUGGAGGAUGAGAGGCGUCUGACCCAGCUGAGGUUCGAUGCCGCCGUCAAAGUGAUCAAGAGUUUACCCCCUGAUGGUCCCUUUCAGCCGUCCAAUGAUAUGAUGCUCAAGUUCUACAGUUACUAUAAGCAAGCCACUGUAGGAGCAUGCAGUAUACCCCGGCCUGGCUUCUGGGAUGCAGUUGGCAAAGCAAAAUGGGAUGCAUGGAAUUCUCUUGGAGAUAUGCCAAAAGAAGAAGCAAUGGCUGCUUAUGUUGAUGAAAUGAAGCUGAUCCUGGAGGGGAUGCCCAUGACAGAUGAGGUGGAGGAGCUCUUACGCGUCCUCGGCCCGUUCUAUGAGCUCAUUGAGGAGAAGAAAAAGAUCUCUGAGAUAUCAGACCUGAGCACAGGCUUUGGUUCAAUGCUGAAUACAGUACCGUCAAAGAGUGUCACCAAGAGCAUCAUCAGAACGAUGGAGAUGAACGGCACUCUGGAGACCCGUCCUGCUAGGCUCAAGUCAAAGGAAGUGAAGGAAAGGCCAGAGGAAGAGGAGGAGGAGGAGGAGAAUGAGGAGGAGGAGGAAGAAGAAGAAGAAGUGAUAAGGGAGGUCAGAAAAGACAAGAAAUCAUCAGCUUCACAGCCAAAGACGAGUUCAGCCAGGAGACACAGAGCCAACGGUAAAGUGGCUAACGGGGUCACACAUCUGACCAAUGGGAGUCAUUCCAGGGCUGCCCUGAACAGCGAGGACUCCCAGGAGCCUCUGCUCAACGGCCACCACGCAGAUCCCAGAGUCGAUGUGUCUGGUCCCAGUCACCUGGCCAGUGAUUCAGACAGCGAAGUCUACUGUGAUUCUGUGGACCAGUUCGGCCAGGAAGAGAGUUCAGAGCAUAACCGCUCUCUGGAUGACAUGGAUGAAGAGGAAAACCACGUUCUGCCCCCAUUAGACGGGCCACAGGUAACGCGCGAGCCCCAGGGGGACGUCAAUGGUCCAUCUCAGGUCGUCAGGUGUGGAGGGGAAGAUGGAGAGAACGGUGGAGCGAUUACGCAGAGACAGAGACUGAAGCCAGAAAUGCCGGACAGCUCUUUGGUCAGAAGAGGAAGAGGCUCCAGGUCUCCAGGCCCCGGCUCUGGAUCUCUGGUGCCCACGCACAGUGCUGGAGAUGGGGAAGGGGGCCGCUGGGGAGGAGCAGUGACACCUGGAGGGAGCCUGAACGAGCAGAUCGUUGUAGCAUUGGCCAGGCUGCAGGAGGACAUGCAGAGCGUCCUGGAGAGGCUGCACACCCUGGAGGCUCUCACAGCCAGCCAGGCAAGAUCAAUGUCUCUGUCUCCAACUUAUGCAUCACCCCCAGUGAAUAAGAGGAGUCAGAAGCCGUCCUGGUGGCCUUUUGACAUUUCUCCAACCAGCUUGGCCUUUGCAGUUAUAUGGCCAUUUGUGGUACAGUGGCUUAUUCGCCUAUACCUGCAGAGGAGGAGAAGAAGAAUCAACUGAACCUGCCCUCACCCGAACACCCAUAGGCAUAGACGACGAAGGAGAGUCCUCUAAAUGUCUUCGGUUUGGGUUGCUAAUGGCUGUAACUCCCCCCUGCUUCAACCCACAGCCCAGUAAUUUGCUUUUGCACUAUGAAGAAGGCACUUAGAGUAAUGAGUAAGAGGAUGAUAUCUCUCAAGUGUGCUGUACUGCGGAUGUGGAAUCAAAUAGAAACAUGAAUGUAUGGGCUCGUGGCCUGUUUUGACACCACUGUACUGGAAUCUUUUUCUCUGUAAGAGGUUGGUUUGUGUUUGGAGGGGGAACUGUUGGGAUGUCGUCAGCCUGUUUAUAAACCAACUACAAGAGCUUCUCGAUUAUUUCCAUAACUAGGACUUUGUUGCACAAGAAAUGGGCCCUAUACUUUGUUUUGAGCAAAAUGCUUAAUUUCCACAAUUCCCUUUCAUUAGUCGCCCAGGCAAUGCUGCUAUAAUAAAAUAUUGUUAUAACUGUAAUAGUUUAGAAGGGAGGAUUGAAUGUAAUAAUAUAUUCUUGUGUGAGAUUCCUUUAAAUUCUGAGAAUAAGUUAAUAUUUAUUGCUUUUAGUAACAGUCACAAUGAAGGCAUCGCAGGCCAGAUUUCAGCUGUUCCAGUGAGGUUUAUGUUUUAAGUGACUGCUAAAUGUUGUGUAGGUUAUACGAGGUUUUCAUCACACGUCCUACCACAUAUCAGUCUCAGUGCUUUACGUCAAAGUGGUCUGACUCUUCACUUCGUUGUUUUUCAAAUAGAAGUGCCUCAACAUCAUAAGGUACAUUCAUACCCUAGACGGCAUUAUGAUUUCUUAUAUUCACAUAUGGUAGCAUAACCGUUCCAGUGCUGGACCAAAUAAUCAUCAGUCAAACUACCGAGUGAGCCAUGUGAUGGUCAGCAGUCUGAUUAUUAAUGCAUAACUCUUGUCGCUGUCUGUGUUGUUUACGCGGUCACGGUUUUCUAUAUUGUAUAAUUUUAAUGUGAUGUAAUGUUUGUAUGAAUAUUGUGGAAAGAUUUUGUGUGACUGACAGUAAUCCUGAUUUGUUUGCAAAGGAGUGAGAUCUAUACAAAUUGUAUAAAAUAGCUGUACAGUUCAGAUUAAAAUGCAGUAUUUUAAUUGCAUUCCCAUGAAUUAUUAAUAUAGAAUACUAUAUCGUAUUUACAGAGGUUUGCAUCUGCAAUAGCACUAACGUUUCCAGAGCCUUUAUGUUUUAAUGAAAAAGUAACAAGUUCACCUUUCUACUGAAACGUACCAAGGCUUUCUCACCCUCUCUGCCUGUGGAUGGAGUGGUGUCUGCAUGUGAUAAUCUAAGCCUCAAAUAAAGUUUUCAUAAAGCAUUACAAUUUCUCCAGAUCAUUUCAAAUAAAAUGUUUCACAUUAUUCACUUGCUUUCAGAGAUUGCUAGCACAGUGACAUCAGUAUGGUAAAUAGGCUAACAGAACACGUGGUAGCUAGCAGAUGGUUAGCGCUGAGCUGGGAUGCAGCAUUCGGAUAGUAGGACCACACAUAACCCUCAUGAAACCACAAAUUCUUUAUAUAUUUUGAUGUGUGUACGAAUGAUUAAAAAAAGACUUUCAAACUGA
This is a messenger RNA of Chelmon rostratus (copperband butterflyfish), 3200 nucleotides long. RefSeq names its product acyl-CoA binding domain containing 5a (gene acbd5a). Gene Ontology annotation, cellular component: peroxisome. Gene Ontology annotation, biological process: autophagy of peroxisome; fatty acid metabolic process. The transcript has 13 exons. The coding region runs from base 124 to 1611 and encodes 495 amino acids. Lineage: Eukaryota; Metazoa; Chordata; Actinopteri; Chaetodontiformes; Chaetodontidae. The record is from RefSeq and is a predicted model, not a curated record. Gene Ontology annotation, molecular function: fatty-acyl-CoA binding.